Hypoxylon trugodes is the source of this 621-nucleotide messenger RNA. RefSeq lists its product as uncharacterized. NCBI's taxonomy places the organism in Eukaryota, Fungi, Ascomycota, Sordariomycetes, Xylariales, Hypoxylaceae. The record is from RefSeq and is a predicted model, not a curated record. Bases 1 to 621 code for a protein of 206 amino acids. The transcript has 2 exons.
AUGGGUAAUUGUUUCUCUCGUUGCCUCGGCCGUGCCGAUGACUUCGAGGAGCCCGAGGUCGACGCAAACGCCACCUCCCUUGGCAAGCUUCCUGGACAUAUGCCCCCUCAACCGCUGAACGACCUCUUCCAAUCGCCGCUUCGACCGGCCCAUAACCCUAUCCCGUCCGCUUACCCGGCGCGCUACAGCACUACUGCGGCUCCCACCACCACCCAGCUACCCACUGCUGUGCGACCCAAGGCCAGCCGUGGCCUUCUGAACGCCACCCCCUCGGGCACUCGUUGGCUCGAGCAUUUCCCCAGUAUGGAAACUCUGUCGGCAAUUCGUUCUACCGACACCCCUGACUUCGGUAGUGGUAACGAUGUCCAGAUCGACAUCGACCAACUCAUGGCCAUCGCAUGCCCGCUUCCUGACUAUUCUACGGGCAACACCGACGCCAUCGCUAGUCGGGCCCUUGCUAUCAGCCACCGAGAGCCUUGGGGCUAUGCCUCAACUGAGUCCGGCGGUCCUGUUGGUUUCGACAUCACCUCUGACCAAGGCACCCCUCUGACUCCUGACGAGAACACUCCGUCUACUUCGACUACUUCGUUUGUUCACGUCAUGCCUGGACCUAGCGUCUAG